UAGGCCAAGGGUCAGAUGGCGGACAGUGCGCCUGCGCCGGCGGCCGAGCGGCAGAGCGUCGGCGCGCACCACCGCAGCGGCAUGCGUCGAGUCGCGCACCCAGCCCGCCCAGGGCCCGCGCCCAUCUUCUCCAUUGCUGCUGCACUUCUACUCACAUUAUUCGCCACAACCACAGCUUCUCCACAACAAUAUGUUGUGUGUAAAGACUUUAACUCCCACCGGUGCUUUGCGUUGCAAUCUGAAUUCAAAUAUGAUGAAGCUUUCGCGAGGAAACUCUUCUCGGGCGCUGACUUCACCCGCCACUGUUUUACCAGCAAAACGAAGCCUCACACAGGACUACAAAAAAUUGCCACGGUUACACCUAAUGGUAAUGGAUCGACCAGGCGCCUGCUGUGCAAGUCCGUAGUGGUGGAUAUGCUGACUGAAGCAGCGCUUGAAAGAACAUUAGCAGGAUUUCAAAGAGCUCGUCGAGAUGCGUCCUAUUCCCCCAGGGGACGUUAUAGAGGCCAGACUCAGUCACAGUACUUGGCGAUAGACCGAGGCAGCGGGAAAGACGAAGGAAAGGCUGAGGCUCAUUCCGCUGCUGAUUCAUCCAGGGCCACCGUUAGUGGAAAUAGCGGUAUGGGUCAGGCACAGAGUCAGUCAAUGUACGACCCAAGCUGUGAAGACUGCGUAGGACGAACCGAUUUAGGAGCAGCAAGUUUGCAGCGCCGACCGGGUGACAUAUCCGGUCCAGGUGGGUCAUCAGGCCCAGGGAGUCCUGGUUACGAUGCAAACAGACUUGGAGGACCAGGUCAAAUCGUUGACCCUAGAACUGGCGGUAACGGAUUGAACCCUAAUCAGGCCGGGGCACCGGGAGGAGAUUAUACUGGUCGAUAUGGACAUCCUGGUUCUACUGGGACUGGUGGUUAUGGUCCUGGCCAGGAUGGCACGCCAGGAGGUUCAACAUUAUUCCCUUCACAAGGCAACCAACCAGGAGGAAACAAGAAUGGCGCUUUAGGACCUAAUCAAUCAGGUUACGGGACCAAUCCAAAUGGCACGCCGUAUGGAAUAGGAUCACCAAAUAUGCACGGUUCUACUGGAAUUCCAAAUGGGAAUAACAACGGUGUUCCAGGAGGUAAUAUGGGAAAUCUUCCCGGAGGUAAUAUGGGAAAUCUUCCUGGAGGUUCGGGUGGUCCUGGUGGUGGUGUGAUCGGGCCUUAUGGUACGGGACAACCAGGAGUACCGGGAGUUGGCGGCCAUGGUUCUAAUAGGCCUGGAGUUAACGGAGGUUACAGUGGGCCUACAGGUUCACAAGGCGGAAAUGGCAAUAUUUUACCAGGUAAUCAAGGUUAUGGCCCAAAUGGUGCAAGUGGAGGAGGUAAUUUGCCACCUGGUGCUUUGAUUCAAAAUGGAGACGGAAAGUACGGUCCUAAUCAGAUUGGUAGGCCAGGGAGUGGAAUUUAUCAAGGUGGUCCCCAAAAUGGCUAUACAGGACCUGGACAGUCUGGCCGUUUUCCUGGUGGAGCAAAUUGGCCCUUCGUAUCAGGUUCAAUUCUGGGUGCUGAUGGUAAUAGUUAUUACUGUUGUGUGGCACAAGGACCGGGAAGUAAUGUUGGCCCAGGAGCGCAAGUAGGGCCUCCAGGCCCUGGAGGUCAGGGAACUGGUGGACAAUACGGACCUGGCACGGGUGGAGGCGGUGGGCAGUACAUACCUGGAACAGGUGGUACCAGCGGCCAAUACGGCCCUGGUGGGCAGGGAACUGGCGGCCAAAAUGGACCUGGCUCGGGAGGAGGUACCGGUGGACAAUAUGGACCUGGUUCCGGUGGUACCGGAGGGCAUUAUGGACCUGGCACGGGUGGUGGCACGGGGGGUCAAUACGGACCUGGUGGCACGGGUGGUGGCACUGGUGGACAAUACGGACCCGGUGGCACAGGCGGUGGCACUGGGGGGCAAUACGGACCCGGUGGUACGGGUGGUGGCACUGGAGGACAAUUUGGACCCGGUGGCACUGGAGGACAAUAUGGGCCUGGUACAGGUGGCGGCAGUGGAACUGGUGGACACUACGGACCCGGUACAGGAGGUGGACCUGGUGGACAAUAUGGACCUGGAGGUACCGGUGGAUUACCAGGUACAGGAGGUGGUACGGGUGGCCAAUACGGACCGGGUUCAGGCGGUGGUAGUGGUACAGGGGGACAAUAUGGACCUGGUACUGGUGGUGGAGCCGGUGGCCAAUAUGUUCCUGGAACAGGAGGUGGUACUGGAGGACAAUAUGGACCUGGCACUGGAGGGGGCACAGGUGGACAUUAUGGACCUGGUACAGAGGGUGGAACGGGCGGAUUACCUGGUACAGGCGGUGGUACUGGUGGGCAAUAUGGACCUGGUACAGGAGGAGGUACUGGCGGACAAUAUGGGCCCGGCACAGGCGGUGGUACUGGUGGACAUUAUGGGCCUGGUACAGGAGGUGGUACGGGAGGAUUACCUGGUACUGGCGGUGGGACUGGUGGACAAUAUGGACCUGGCACAGGAGGGGGUACUGGCGGGCAAUAUGGACCGGGUGUAGGUGGUGGUACUGGAGGCCAAUACACACCUGGAACAGGUGGUACUACAGGAGGUCAAUACGGACCCGGCACAGGAGGUCCUGGUGGACAAUACGGCCCUGGCACGGGUGGUGGCACUGGUGGACAAUAUGGACCUGGCACCGGAGGAGGCACUGGAGGUCAAUAUGGACCUGGCACCGGAGGAGGCACUGGAGGUCAAUAUGCACCUGGCACCGGAGGAGGCACUGGAGGUCAAUAUGGUCCAGGUACUGGAGGAGGUGGGCCAGGUACAGGAGGUGGAACAGGUGGACUACCCGGCACAGGCGGCGGUACUGGCGGACAAUAUGGACCCGGUUCUGGUGGUGGGACCGGUGGACAAUACGGCCCCGGCACAGGUGGUGGUACCGGUGGUCAUUACGGCCCUGGUACAGGAGGAGGCACCGGUGGACAAUACGGCCCAGGUGCGGGAGGUACUGGCGGCCAAUACGGCCCUGGUACAGGAGGAGGCACCGGUGGACAAUAUGGACCUGGUACAGGAGGCACUGGUGGCCAAUAUGGUCCUGGCACAGGUGGUACUGGUGGGCAAUAUGGCCCUGGUACAGGCGGUGGCACCGGUGGGCAAUACGGCCCAGGUACUGGAGGCGGCACAGGAGGUGGUGUAGGAGGACAAUAUGGCCCCGGUACCGGUGGUGGUUCAGGUGGACAAUAUGGACCAGGCACUGGUGGUGGGACCGGUGGACAAUACGGCCCUGGCACAGGAGGAGGCACCGGCGGACAAUACGGCCCAGGUGCGGGAGGUACUGGUGGCCAAUACGGACCUGGUACAGGAGGAGGCACUGGGAGCCUACCGGGCACAGGAGGUGGGGUCGGAGGGCAAUAUGGGCCCGGCGGAACAGGUGGUACCGGUGGACAAUAUGGACCUGGUAGUGAAGGUACGGGAACAGGAGGAGGCGUCGGAGGACAAUAUGGCCCGGGUACAGGCGGACAAUACGGACCGGGUACAGGAGGGGGUGGUGGUCAAUACGGACCUGGUACUGGAGGACCGGGCACGGGAGGUACCAGUGGACAAUACGGACCUGGAACAGGAGGAGCCGGUGGGCAAUACGGGCCAGGUACAGGAGGUACCGGUGGCCAAUAUGGACCUGGUACAGGAGGUAUUGGCGGUCAAUAUGGUCCUGGAACUGGAGGAGGCACAGGAGGUGGCGGCGGAGGACAGUAUGGUCCCGGCACGGGUGGCGGUACAGGUGGACAAUAUGGACCCGGUGCCGGGGGUGGCACUGGAGGACAAUACGGACCCGGAAGUGGUCCCGGCGCUCCCUAUCCCGGAGCAACCGGCGGAACCGAUAAUCAAGCGGGCUCAGGUGCACCACAAAACGUGAUUGAUCCAAAUUCGAUUGCUGAUGGAGAUGAUUCAGAAGCACAAGCCAGUGUUAACCAAGCUGCUAACGGCACCGUGGCGUCGGCAUCUUCUAAAGGCGGCAACGAUAAAGGUCGAGCUCAAACUCACGUCCAUGGAACAUAUACCGGUAGUGGAUCUUUUUCAGCUCAAGCCGAAAUAACUGGUGAGAAUAAAGCCGCCAACAGUCAAGUUAUGGGCAACAAAAAAAGUGCUUCAAGUACAGCCCAAGGCAGCGGUCGAAAUAACAAAGCGCAAGCCAAUGUUGAACUCGGCUUAGAAACUGGCUCAGUUGUAACUGGAUCGCAGAGUGAGGGCGUACUACACUCAUCCAACUCACAAGUCCAAGGCAGUGUCAAAGGAGGCAUGGCUGACGCGCAAGCGCGGGGGCCAGGUAGCACGUCUUCUCAAGCUCAAAUAGGAUUCACGCCAUACAAAGAAGGCGAUAAAUCAUCUCAUGACUCACAGAAAACUCCAUUUGUUGGAGGAGGUGUAGCAUCAGCUCAAUCUAGUGGUCGAACUGGCAUGUCACAAUCCCAACUGCACGGAACCUUUAAAUAUGGCAUAACAUACAACGGUGCUGCACAAUCUGGAUCUAGUUUAGACAAAGAUGCAGUUUUCCCUAAUAGGUUACCUUUUGAAAAAAUAGACGUCAAUGACGAAAAUGAUAAAAAUAUUAACAUAAACGAAGAAAAUCUGAAUAUCACAGAAACCGUAGAGUACCCGACGGCUGUGCCUCAACCAGAACAAACCACCACAGAAUUACCUUACGAAAUCGAAACUGAGACAGAGCUGAACAAAGAGGAAAAUCUUAACCCGGCUGAUGAUACCUACGGUGUUCAUAAACACGAAGAUCAUCAUUUACUAAAUGAACCACCUACCAAUCAACCACCGCCAGUGGGCAGUAGACGCUCAUUCCAAUCGGCGUAUAAUCCAGAGGGAGCUGAUUACGAGUACACUACAGACAAGGAUGAAAGUCCGCCAGAAGAUUACGAUGAUGGUUUUGGCCCUGAAGGUACCGAAGCUGGUGAUAAUGAACAAGGCUACACAGGUUACAAUGAGUUCUCUAGAGAUUCGGAACCAACCCAUGAAUCCCUUCACAUUCCGAAAAGAAAAGAAGUAGAAGUAAGACAGACGACUGGUGGUAAUACACAACAUAUAUUGUUAGGUAGUUUAACGGAUCACGACGCAGAAAUAACUCAAAAGAAUUCGGAACGUCCUGAUGAAGGUAAAAUUUACCAACCAGGAGAGCGAGUACCUGGGACUGGUGGCUAUACCAUACCCAUCGGAUUCACAGGCAGUGUCAAGUCAGUGGCGUCCAAAGACAAGACGUAUGUGAUCGGAUCAAAGGAAUCGCCUUCGCAAGCUCAAACAGUUUCCCUCACUCCAGGAAGCGGCAGAGUGAAGUAUAAAUAUCCGCACUUCCCUAGGAACGUUAAUCCUAAAAAUCUAAGAUCAUUAUACAAUUCUAAGCCUGACGACAGUAACAGAUAUGUCUCAGUGUCUAAAUCGGUUACACGAGACUUGGAUGGUGAGAAUAAUAUUCGGAAACAAUAUUCCCAUACCUAUUACACAAAAUCAUCAUCGUGUGGAUACUUUACGUUUAGUUGCACUAUGGUUAGCAGUGCUGAGGGCAGGAAAAAGGUUUGCAAACCAAAAAUUCCAACCAACCCUGAUGGCACACCUAUGAGGUGUAAUUAGCUGUAAUAUAGAAAAUAUAUUAUUUUAUUUAACUACUACUUAAACAUUGUUCUGAGAAUUAGCUAUUUGUGCUUGGUGUAAUUAGAGUGAGUGAUACUGAUAGUAAAAUUAGAACUGUAUACAAUAAUGAAAAUAAAGUCUUCAUAGUAUUGUACUUUGAUAAUGUAAUUAAUUAAUUAAUGUUAUUAUAUGAAUAAAAUAUUUAAA
Messenger RNA from Helicoverpa armigera (cotton bollworm), 5823 nucleotides. RefSeq lists its product as uncharacterized. Bases 16 to 5616 code for a protein of 1866 amino acids. Lineage: Eukaryota; Metazoa; Arthropoda; Insecta; Lepidoptera; Noctuidae. The record is from RefSeq and is a predicted model, not a curated record. The transcript is spliced from 6 exons.